Messenger RNA from Dipodomys ordii (Ord's kangaroo rat), 720 nucleotides. RefSeq names its product olfactory receptor 4A47-like. Gene Ontology annotation, molecular function: olfactory receptor activity; G protein-coupled receptor activity. The record is from RefSeq and is a predicted model, not a curated record. The transcript has a single exon. The annotation marks the transcript as partial. Lineage: Eukaryota; Metazoa; Chordata; Mammalia; Rodentia; Heteromyidae. Gene Ontology annotation, cellular component: membrane. Gene Ontology annotation, biological process: G protein-coupled receptor signaling pathway.
AUGGAACCAAGGAACAAUAUUACUUACUUCAUCCUGCUGGGCCUCACUCAGAAUCCGAGAGCACAGAAAGUACUUUCUGUCAUCUUUUUGCUCUUCUACAUUUUGACAGUUCUGGGGAAUCUUCUCAUAGUUGUGACUGUAAAUCUCAGUAAGACCCUCGAUUCACCCAUGUACUUCUUCCUUGCUAGCUUAUCUUUUGUGGAUAUUAUUUACUCAUCAUCUAUUUCACCUAAGUUGAUUUCAGACAUGUUCUUUGGGGAGAAAACCAUCUCCUUCAAGUUCUGUAUGAUUCAGCUCUUCACAGAACACCUUUUUGGUGGAUCAGAGGUAACUCUUCUCUUGGUGAUGGCUUUGGAUCGCUACGUGGCCAUUUGUAAGCCUUUACAUUAUUUGGUUAUCAUGAAGAAAUGGGUGUGUGUUGUGUUGCUGGUAGUGUCUUGGUUUGGGGGAUUUUUGCACUCAAUAAUUCAACUAAUCACGAUUUAUGGGCUCCCGUUCUGUGGCCCCAACAUCAUUGAUCAUUUUAUGUGUGACAUGUAUCCUUUAUUGGAACUUGUCUGCAUUGAUACCUAUGUCAUUGGUAUCUUAGUGGUGGCCAAUGGAGGACUGAUGUGUGUGAUUAUUUUCACACUCCUGCUCAUCUCCUAUGGUGUCAUCUUGCAUUCUCUAAAGAACUUUAGUAAGGAAGGAAGGCGGAAAGCUCUCUUCACCUGUGGUUCU